This is a messenger RNA of Xenopus tropicalis (tropical clawed frog), 2077 nucleotides long. Its product is annotated as probable protein S-acyltransferase 23. The record is from RefSeq and is a predicted model, not a curated record. The transcript is spliced from 10 exons. Gene Ontology annotation, molecular function: protein-cysteine S-palmitoyltransferase activity; acyltransferase activity; palmitoyltransferase activity. Bases 240 to 1940 code for a protein of 566 amino acids. Gene Ontology annotation, cellular component: membrane. Lineage: Eukaryota; Metazoa; Chordata; Amphibia; Anura; Pipidae.
GACCAAUGUGCUUCCAACACUGGCACCCAGUAGCAGGGCAGCCACUCACCUACAGGGACCCCUAGCAUCAGGGGAACCAGUCACCUGUACAGUCUCCAGUGUGACCCCUAAAGUAACCUUGUGUGGUGGAGCUGCCAUUUGGGUCCCCAAGCAGCACAUACUAAGUCAGUAAGUUUCACAGAGAGGAGCAGCUGAGGGCAGAGGCAGGGAAGGGGCUGUUCCCAGACAGGAGGAGGGAGAUGAUACAAUCUGCGUCUCGUCCUCUCUCCAGGUUUAGCCGGCACAACACUGUCCCAGCAAGAGCCAGUGAUUCCCUGCAGAACACAAUGGCCAUGGACUGGGCUGGCAGAGCAGGAGGAGUUGUGCCCCCCCUGCACACAAAACCCAUGUGCUGUGAAGCAGCAGCUUUUGAUGUGGAGUGUAUGAGCCGUGUCUGUGAUGGACAGAUCUUUCAGGCUGUAAAAGAGGGAAAUAUAAAGAAAUGUCAGCAUAUACUUGAGGCAGAAAGCGCUGCUGUUUUGGGGUGUUACGAUGAAAAGGGACAUACCCCUGUCCAUUGGGCUGCCCUCACAGGAUCUAUUCAACUAAUGGAGCUCUUUGUGGAUAGUAAAGGACCUGUGGAUACACCAAGCCUGGCUGAGCUGGGGCAGCACCCCAUUCACUGGGCCGCUGUCAGUGGCUCCAUUGCUGUUGUAGACAUUCUUCUGAAAGCAGGCGUAUCAGUGGAUGUAAAAGAUCAGAAGGGCUGCACUCCUUUGAUUACAGCUGCUCAGUAUGGACAAACAGCGUUGUGUUGCUACCUUAUAGGGAAAGGCGCAAAGAUCAACUUGUAUGACUCUGAGGGAGACACAGCACUGCACUGGGCAGCAUUCAAGGGUCACUGUGAAUUGUCUCACCUACUCAUAUACUCUGGCUGUAACCCACGACAGACAGAUAACUUUGGGCAGACCCCUUUGCACUUAGCUGUAUUAAGUGGGAAUCUUCCAACAGUCCAACUGUUAUGUGAACAAGAUAAUAUUGAUUUAGAAGGUGAAGAUAACAACAGAAAUACCCCCUUGAAGCUGGCUAACGGACGGAAGUCCUGGGAUAUUGCCUCAUUUUUACAAAGCACAAUCAUACAAUCAAAAAAGCAUCAUGCUAAAUUUAACUGGAGUACGUGGUUAUUUGGUCGCCCAGGAAAAACAAAAGGACCCAUCUUAUUCUUUUUUGGAAAUUUAUUCCUUUGGGGAUAUCCGACUUAUUUCUUUAAGAUUGUGCCUGUUUCAUACUAUGCUCUCUGGGAGUUGCAUAUGAUGUUCCUGCUUUGCAAUACACUGAUGUGGGCUUUCUUCUUAAAAGCUUCACAUAUGGACCCUGGAUUUCUACCUCAGGAUACAGAAGAAUAUAAAUAUGCUGUUAAGCAGGCUAUAAAUUGUAAUGAUUGGAAAGAUGGUAAAAACCCUUUGAACAGACUGUGUCAUACUUGUCAUCUUGUGAAGCCACUUCGAUCCAAACACUGUCGUAUCACGAAUCGAUGCGUUUCCCACUUUGACCACUAUUGCCCUUACAUCUACAAUGACGUCGGAAAGCGGAACAGAGCGUUCUUUGUAGGAUUCCUGGUCUCCAUGUGUAUGUGCUGUUUCAUUGGAGUUUAUCUAUGCUGGGACUGCUUCUACAUUGUGGGAAAUAGCAUCUUGAUUGGGAUCGGCUUCAUCUUUCUUUCUGUUAUCGGCACUAUUUCAGCACUCAUGUCUGUGAUGUGUCUUUACAUGGCCAUUGUAAACAUCACAACCAACGAGAGGAUGAAUGUGAAAAAAUACACAUACCUGAAAGAUGACAGGGGCCACUUUAGGAAUCCAUUUGAUCGUGGAUUCUAUCUCAACUUAUUGGAAUUUAUUGACAUUGUGGCACCUCUUUCUGAAGAUAAAAUCCAAAAAAUGGAACUAAGAUUCGAUAUUUGAAAGAAUAGAAGCAAAGUAGGAGAAUGAGAAAUUCUAAACGGGAAAAUGGGAAAUUAGAUUUAAUUUAUACAUAUGUUUUUAUACAUGUUCUGUAUAUUUGUAUUAUGAAUUGACAAAUAAAUAAUUUUAUAAGGUAA